UGAGUGUGGAUGUCUGUGUUGUCUCCGUCACACCCUUUGUAGCUAACAACCACGCGUUCUUGUGGGAUGCAGCAAUUACGCCCAGGGCUGGGGAAGGGGAUGUUGACAUUUACAUGGGCAGCGACAAGGGCUGUCUGUAUUUCUGCUGUGCUUCCAAUUCUCCUGUUCCUUGUUUGCUACCCAUUCUAUGUUCCUGGUGUUGGAGAGGUUGGUGGCCUAGGGGUGGAUGGGAAUGCGAUCAUCCCGAGCAUCAUCGCCGCAUCACUGUCUGCUUUGGCCGUGGUGCUCGCUUGGAUUGGUAGCAUUCUUGCGGCAUCGUUUGCUGCUCUAUUAAGCUAUCCUUUUCUGGCUUCCUCGCUGUCAUCCUCAGUGGACCCGUCGAUGGGAAUAUGGUUGCACAUAGCUCCAGCUUUAGGAGGGGCCCUUCUGGGGCAUAAGUCGGGGUGGAACGUCCUCGUCGAAUUCCUGUUGCCAAUUCGAUCGAAAGGCAUUGGGGCAAGGUGGAUCGGUAGAGUUGGUGUGGAGGCAGAGGUACAGCAAUGGCUCCAGAGGGCAGCCAUUUUCCAAUGGCUUGGAUUAUCGUUGAUUGCACUAUACCGGGGCCUCGGCAGUGUCUAUCUGGCAUUCGCAUUGGCUGUUUUCCCCCUCAUCGCAUAUUUCUUCUCAACUGGCCUGGGUGAAGAUUGGGGUCCUCAGGGGACUGCACACCGCAUGCAGAUUGCCGUGGUCGUGCUCGGAGGCCUUUUCCCUGUACUUCUUGCAACAGAGCCCAUAGUUCACUUCAUCAAUCUUUUGGGCAGCGAGCUAGCUCGUUCCAAUGGAGCCUCCAGCACAGCAUCCCCCUUCUUCAUGACGAUGGAACUAGCACUGCUGACGGCCAUGAUGGUUGCUGCAUUCGCAAUGCACCUUCUUCCAUUUUCUCACAAGCGAGGAGCAAGUUUAUGGCUUUCAGGGGUUGCUUUAUGUACCUGGCUCCUUUCCUUGAUCAUGGUGGGAUCAGGACUGCACCCAACGUACACACACCUCCAUCCCCGGCCAAUCAGUGUUGCUCAUGUGAUUGAUUUGAGUCAGCCACAGUCAUACAUUGUGCUGUCCUCGCCUGCUCCAGGACGCCUCGGCAGGGAGGCUUCAGCAAUCGGCAAUGCUCUCGUUUGUUCACGGAACAUUCCACUGGAUUUUGUCAGCUACCAAGUCGGCUACGGGUGCAUGAAGGUACUUCAUGAUCGUCGAUUCCCACUCAGGGAACUUGGACAGCCUGGAUUGGUUGUGGAAAGUGACAGCCUGCAGAGUGCUCAAAUGAAUGGCCAUGGCGUCCGAGAAGACGGCAGAAGAAGAGUGACCCGCGUGUCUAUGGAUACGGGUGGAUCACUGAACUGGGCUCUGGUGAUUGAUGCAAAAAGGAUAGAGUUCUUUUCGGUUGACGCUGUGAGAAAUGUAAAUACAGACUCACAGGCAACGAUGACACUAGCAUCCAACUUCUCAACAGGAGGGCCUUCUGCCAACUGGCAUGUCAUCCAGUCAUCUUCUGGGAGAAGUGGCUCCACACAUUUCCUUCUCACACUCGUUUGGGCCCCUGUUGGGCCCAACGAACCCAGCGGCUUGAAGAGCUCCAUGAGUAGCAGAAAGAAGACAGAUAAAGGGCAGAUGGAAGGAGCAGAGAGGAAGGAGAUCCGCUGCAACGAUGGGGCUCUUGCGGGGAAACAGUGUGGUGCACCUGAGGAUCAUGUGAUCAGGGGCAAGCCGUCAUCAUCAAGUCAUGAUAGGUACGGUCUCUCAUCGACCUCUAGGCCGGUGAUUAAGCUCAGGGUGGACCAUGAACAUUACACGAAGGAAAUUUUCAACAUACUUCAAGAAGUCCCCUCCUGGUGCACUGCAUUCGCUCGUGGCAACAGCCCUUCAAAUGUCAUUUUCCUCUCCAGUUUGAACCUUGAUUAGCAUCGGACGUUUUCUCCGUACAGCCUUGAUCAUGGCGAUUCCAUGUGUCAGCUAGAAUCUUCAAAGUUUUCAUAAAGCUGGCUGGUGGCACACAGCAACCUCUGCUCCUGUACCCUCAGAAGGCAUGAGGACAGACAUAAACUCAGUGGCUAGCAACACCUUGAGCGAGUAUGUUGAGUAUCUAGUGAGUAUAACUCUGUGUGUGUGUGUGUGUGUGUGUGUGUGUGUGUGUGUGUGUGUGUGUGUGUGUGUGUGUGAGAGAGAGAGAGAGAGAGAGAGAGAGAGAGAGAGAGAGUCUGAAAUGUGAAGAAGACUUGUGAGGACGGAACAGAUAGCACAGAAGCAAGGCCAUUGCUGCCAUCAGAAGGAGAGCUCUCUGGCACCCAACAGUUGUGUAUGCGCUGCACAGUGUUAUCGGCAAUGCCGUGUAGAACGAAAGCAUGGACCAUCGAACAGCUUUUCGAUGAAGUCAAGUCCUCGUCACAAUGCUCAUCGUGUUGUUUCGUACGAUUGUUAACUCUGGUCAUUUAGGGGGUUGUUGUUGGCAUUGUUGCUUGACGAGCUUCAACCAACAAACAGCUAUAAUUGCA
This is a messenger RNA of Chara braunii, 2525 nucleotides long. Lineage: Eukaryota; Viridiplantae; Streptophyta; Charophyceae; Charales; Characeae. The record is from the annotation of a GenBank genome assembly.